Molecule: messenger RNA, 600 nt
Organism: Lacerta agilis (Sand lizard)
Lineage: Eukaryota; Metazoa; Chordata; Lepidosauria; Squamata; Lacertidae
Product: olfactory receptor 12D3-like
Exons: 1
Coding region: 1-600 (199 amino acids)
Biological process (GO): G protein-coupled receptor signaling pathway
Cellular component (GO): membrane
Molecular function (GO): G protein-coupled receptor activity; olfactory receptor activity
Source: RefSeq, a predicted model, not a curated record
AUGCUAUAUUUAGCAAGCCUAGUGGGGAAUGCAUCUAUUGUGCUUGUUGCAAUAGUUGAACCAAAGCUGCACACUCCCAUGUACUUUUUUCUUGGAAACCUUUCCUGCCUUGACAUCUUCUUUACCACAACUACAGUUCCAAAGAUGCUAGCUGGAUUUCUGUUGCCAGUUCAAACUAUUUCCUUUGCUGGAUGCAUGGCCCAGCUCCACUUUUUCCAUUUCUUGGGCAGCAGUGAAGCCAUUCUUCUUGGAGUAAUGGCAUUUGAUCGCUAUGUAGCAAUAUGCAACCCUUUGCGUUACACCAUCAUAAUGCGCAAGCAGGUCUGCCAACUCUUGGCAGCAGCUACAUGGUCCACUGCCUUUUUUCAUGCCCUGAUGCAUAUGGUGGCAACUGCCCGUUUGCCCUUCUGUGGGCCCAAUCACAUUGAACACUUUUUUUGUGAAAUCAAGCCCUUGCUGAAACUGGCCUGUGGUAGUACCCACCUGAACCUCUUGCUUCUUAAUAUUGUAACCAGUUGCAUUGUCAUGGGACCUUUCAUUGCCACACUCCUUUCCUACUUCUACAUUAUCAAGCCUUCUCCACCUGUGGAUCCCAUCUGA